Messenger RNA from Cuscuta campestris, 1339 nucleotides. The record is from the annotation of a GenBank genome assembly. NCBI's taxonomy places the organism in Eukaryota, Viridiplantae, Streptophyta, Magnoliopsida, Solanales, Convolvulaceae.
CGUGAGAUGGGAUAAUAUAAGAAUAUUGAGGAUUUGAGGUUUGAGUAGUGGCCGUUCUGUUAAUUCCGACCUCAUAGCAAGGACCAAUGAAAUUCUGGAAGCAAGGCUGGUCGGCACUUCGGCUCCUGGGUGAUGCAUGACAGCGUGGACCAGACAAUAACUCGUCGGAGAAAUUGGGGAAGCGACAGGAUUCCGGCUGCCGGUUAUUGCCGGACUGAGACUGGAAAACAGGGAGUGACUGGUACGAAGCAAACGAAGGAUGCGAUGUGGGAUCGUAUCGAGGAGAAGUUCUUCACGACGAUGAAGAAGGACGGCUCCUACCGAACCCAGGACCAACUCACUUCCAAAUGGAGCCACAUCAACAAAAAAGUCCGAAAGUUUAUGGGAGUUUACGAGGAUUGCUCCCCGUCCCGGAGGAGCGGCACGAACGACGCCGAUGUUCUCCGGCUUGCCAAGACCCGGUAUCAAGACGACGGGAACCAAGUCAAGGUGCCAAUCGAUCUUUGGAGGAUUUUGAGUCGUUCCCCGAAGUGGCAACAACUCAACAAUCCCGACGGCGGAUCGUUCCGGAAAAGAUCCAUCGUCGACGCCGAGGUUGAGGUCGACGAGACUAUCGGUUCUACCGAUCAAAUCCCUUCCUUGAACGCUGCGGAUUCCGAUGACGAAGACCCCAUUCCACGGCCGAUCGGAAGAAAGAAGGCAAAAUCCAUUGCCUCUGGUUCGGGAGGGUCUGCCUCUGUUUCCGCUUCUCCCCGCGACGAAAUCGGCCGGGCAAUGAUUGAACAACUUCGGGUGUUCAAUCUCCAAGAACAAGAGAGGUUGAAGCUUAAAGAGAAGGAGUUGAAGCUAAAGGAGCAGGAGGCCGAGAUGAAAGUCAUGCAAACCGACCCCAGGACGUUGUCGGAGUUUGGACGAAUUAUCUACGAGCAAAGAAUGAGAGAGAUCAAGGAGAAAUAUAAUUUACCUUGGUUUUUUUUAUUAAUCCCCAAUUCUGCUAUGUUUGGUAUUCAACUUUGCAACAAAAGUAAGAUAUUGGCGGCGCCGGCAAGGGAUCGACAACAGUGGCGGCGAAUUUGGGUGGUGACAGUGGUGGCGUCGUCUCGGUGGCGGUUGCAUGGUAGCUGAGCCGGCAGAGGAAAGAUACAAAAACAAAAAAAAAGGCAGCGGCGACAAGGGUUCUUGGGAGGAAGAAAGAAAAAAGGACAAUAAAAAGAUACGGGGUAAAAGAGAAGAAAAAGGAAAAAAGGAAAGAAAAAGAAAAAACAGUGUUAGAAUUUUAAAAUAAUUCAAAUAUAUGUAUAGAUAAUCCAUGGAUUAUAAAUAAUUUGCUAGAAUCCUA